Messenger RNA from Emericellopsis atlantica, 7743 nucleotides. RefSeq names its product putative pre-mRNA processing splicing factor. Gene Ontology annotation, molecular function: metallopeptidase activity; U5 snRNA binding; protein binding. Gene Ontology annotation, cellular component: catalytic step 2 spliceosome; U5 snRNP. Gene Ontology annotation, biological process: spliceosomal tri-snRNP complex assembly; mRNA splicing, via spliceosome. Lineage: Eukaryota; Fungi; Ascomycota; Sordariomycetes; Hypocreales; Bionectriaceae. The record is from RefSeq and is a predicted model, not a curated record. The transcript has 3 exons. Bases 208 to 7743 code for a protein of 2511 amino acids.
CAUCAACACAAACCCUGGUCGUCGCAACGCGCUUUUGCGAGACAGGCUGACUAUUAACAUAUUGGACUAAGCGUUUCAAUAUUGCAGGGAAUUUCGACAUCCGACUGCGGAAAUCCUCAACCACCACGCGUCGACACAGUCGCGCAACGGCGUGAAGCGCGACCUCGAUUCUUCACAAGGCCUCAUCUGUUCGGAGAGGACUUCGACAUGGCGCAACCACCACCUCCACCACCCCCUGGAUGGGGCGCGCCCCCUCCCCCUCCUCCGCCUUCUUCUCUGCCACCGCCACCGUCAGAACCAGCGCCCCCAGCGCCACCACCUCCUGGCUACCGACCACCGACCGACCCUCAGAUCGCCAAGUUUGCGCAGAAGAAGAAGGAAUGGCUUCGAAACCAAAGAAACCGCUUCGGAGAAAAGCGCAAAGGCGGGUUCGUACAGACACAGAAGGCAGAUAUGCCCCCGGAGCACCUGCGCAAAAUCGUGAAGGACAUUGGCGAUGUGUCGCAAAAGAAAUACACCAACGACAAGAGGAGCUACCUCGGUGCUUUGAAGUUCAUGCCUCACGCUGUGCUCAAACUUCUCGAGAACAUGCCCAUGCCCUGGGAGUCCGCACGUGAAGUGAAGGUACUUUACCACGUCAACGGUUGUCUUACGCUGGUCAACGAGAUACCCCGCGUGAUUGAACCUGUCUUCUUUGCCCAAUGGGCAAUGAUGUGGACAUUCAUGAGGAAAGAGAAGGCAGACCGAAGGCUAUUCAAGCGUAUGCGCUUCCCACCAUUUGACGACGAAGAGCCGCCGCUGUCAUGGUCCGAGAACAUCGAAGACGUCGAACCCCUGGAGCCCAUUCAGAUGGAGCUGAAUGAGGAGGAAGAUGAUGCUGUGUACGAAUGGUUUUACGACCAUCAGCCUCUACUUGACACGUCUCACGUGAACGGCCCGAGUUACAAGUCAUGGAACCUUACGCUGCAGCAGAUGGCGACUCUCUUCCGUUUGAGUCGACCACUUGUCUCCGACGUCGUGGACAAGAACUACUUCUACUUGUUCGAGCUGAAGGGCUUCCUGACUGCCAAAGCGCUCAACAUGGCCUUGCCAGGAGGACCCAAGUUUGAACCUUUGUACAAGGACAUUGACCCUAAUAACGAAGACUUUGGAGAGUUCAACGCGAUCGAUCGAAUUAUUUUCCGAGCGCCGAUCCGCACUGAGCUCAAGGUAGCAUAUCCGUACCUCUACAACUCGUUGCCACGCAGCGUGCAUCUCACCUGGCAUUCUCACCCUCAGAUCGUGUUCAACCGAGCCGACGACCCCGAUUUGCCGACUUUCCACUUCGAUCGACGAAUCAACCCGAUAUCUUCAAGGACUGUCGCCUCGAAGAACGUCGAUGUCUCACUCGAGGACGAGCUUUUCGGGAAAGGCAACAACGAGGAGCCGGAGGAGGAUGCUUUUGUGCUUCCUGCGGGCUCAGAGCCCUUCCUGUCUGAGGAGGAUUUGGAAAACGAAGACACUUCUUCAGCAGUGGAGCUCUGGUGGGCGCCGUACCCCUUUGACCGUCGGUCCGGCCGCAUGGUGCGCGCUCAGGACGUUCCACUCAUCAAACAGUGGUACCUCGAGCACCCCCCGUCAGGCGAUCUUCCCAAGAAAACCCGCGUGUCUUACCAGAAACUUCUGAAGAACUUUGUGUUGAACGAACUUCACAAGAAAAAGCCCAAGGCGCAGAACAACCAGAAUCUUAUGCGUUCUCUGAAGCAGACAAAAUUCUUUCAGCAAACCACAAUCGACUGGGUUGAAGCUGGUCUUCAAGUCUGUCGCCAGGGUUUCAACAUGCUCAACCUCUUGAUCCAUCGCAAGAAUCUCACUUAUCUUCACCUCGACUACAACUUCAAUUUGAAGCCCGUAAAGACACUCACAACGAAGGAACGAAAGAAGUCCCGAUUCGGAAACGCUUUUCACUUGAUGCGUGAGAUCCUCAGGCUCACGAAACUCAUCGUUGAUGCGCAAGUUCAAUAUCGUCUGGGCAACAUUGACGCGUUUCAACUAGCUGACGGCAUCCUGUAUGCCUUUAACCACGUCGGUCAGCUCACGGGAAUGUACCGUUACAAGUACAAACUCAUGCAUCAGAUUCGUACUUGCAAGGACUUGAAGCACCUUAUCUACUACCGCUUCAACUCUGGUCCAGUAGGAAAAGGCCCCGGUUGUGGGUUCUGGGCCCCUGCCUGGAGGGUGUGGCUGUUCUUCAUGAGAGGCAUCAUUCCUCUACUUGAGAGAUGGCUUGGCAACCUGUUAUCACGCCAGUUCGAGGGUCGUCACAGCAAGGGUGUUGCCAAGACCGUCACCAAGCAGCGUGUUGAGUCACACUUUGAUCUUGAGUUGCGUGCCUCAGUUAUGGCGGACUUGAUGGACAUGAUGCCUGAGGGCAUCAAGCAGAACAAGGUCAACACUGUGCUGCAGCAUCUUUCGGAAGCCUGGCGCUGUUGGAAGAGCAACAUUCCAUGGAAGGUUCCUGGACUACCUGCACCGAUUGAGAACAUCAUUCUCCGGUAUGUUAAGUCGAAGGCAGACUGGUGGAUUUCGGUCGCGCACUACAACCGUGAGCGCAUCCGCCGCGGCGCCACUGUCGACAAGACCGUUGCCAAGAAGAAUGUUGGUCGUCUCACUCGCCUUUGGCUCAAGGCAGAGCAAGAGCGCCAACACAAUCACAUGAAGGACGGCCCCUACGUCUCUUCAGAAGAGGCUGUGGCCAUUUACACCACAACUGUUCACUGGUUGGAGUCUCGGAAGUUUUCUCCCAUUCCGUUCCCCAGCGUCUCCUACAAGCAUGAUACCAAGAUUCUUAUCCUCGCUCUUGAGCGACUGAGGGAAGCAUAUUCCGUCAAGGGCCGUUUGAAUCAAAGCCAGCGUGAGGAGCUGGCUUUGAUUGAGCAGGCCUACGAUAGCCCUGGAACGACGCUCGAGCGCAUCAAGCGGUUCUUGCUGACCCAGCGCGCAUUCAAGGAAGUCAACAUUGACAUGAACGACAACUAUAGCACCAUCAACCCGGUAUACGACAUUGAGCCCAUUGAGAAGAUCAGCGAUGCCUAUCUCGAUCAAUACCUAUGGUAUCAAGCGGAUCAGCGACACUUGUUCCCGGCUUGGAUCAAGCCUUCAGAUUCUGAAGUGCCUCCUCUGCUCGUGUACAAGUGGGCUCAAGGGAUCAACAAUCUUGAUCGCGUGUGGGUGACCGAGGAGGGCGAAUGCAAUGUCCUCCUCGAGACAGAAUUGUCCAAGGUGUACGAGAAAAUGGAGCUCACCCUCCUCAACUCCUUGUUGCGCCUCAUCAUGGACCACAACUUGGCUGAUUACAUCACUUCCAAGAACAACGUUCAGCUCACAUAUAAAGACAUGAACCAUGUCAACAGCUUCGGAAUGAUUCGUGGGCUGCAAUUUUCUGCAUUCGUCUUCCAAUUCUAUGGCCUGGUACUCGAUCUUCUCCUGCUCGGCCCGCAACGUGCAAGUGAGAUUGCCGGACCACCUCAGAGUCCCAAUGAGUUCCUUCAGUUCCGCGAUCGGGAGACCGAAACGAGGCAUCCGAUCCGCUUGUACAGUCGGUACAUUGACAAGAUUUGGGUCUUCCUUCGCUUCACAGCUGAGGAGUCGAGAGACCUCAUCCAGCGCUUCUUGACGGAGCAGCCCGAUCCCAACUUUGAGAACGUUAUCGGGUACAAGAGCAAGAAAUGCUGGCCCCGCGACUCUCGCAUGAGGCUCAUGCGACACGAUGUCAACCUUGGUCGUGCCGUUUUCUGGGAUCUCAAGAACCGCCUUCCCCGUUCCGUCACCACCAUUGAAUGGGACGACAGCUUCGUCAGCGUCUACAGUCGGGACAACCCCAACCUGCUGUACUCCAUGUGUGGUUUCGAAGUGCGCAUUUUGCCCAAGAUCCGCAACCAACUCGGAGAGUUCCCCGUGAAGGACAGCGUGUGGUCGCUCGUGGACAACACGACCAAGGAGAGAACAGCGCACGCCUUCCUGCAAGUCACACACGACGACAUCCAGAAAUUCAACAACCGGAUCAGGCAGAUUCUGAUGUCGUCUGGCUCUACGACUUUCACCAAGAUUGCGAACAAGUGGAACACGGCUCUCAUUGCUCUGUUCACAUACUAUCGAGAAGCUGCUGUCUCUACGGUCAGCCUCCUUGACACCAUUGUCAAGUGCGAGACCAAGAUUCAGACUCGCGUCAAGAUCGGCCUGAACUCGAAGAUGCCCUCAAGAUUUCCCCCGGCGGUCUUCUACACACCAAAGGAGCUUGGUGGUCUGGGCAUGAUCUCAGGCUCACACAUUCUCAUCCCCGCCAGCGACAAACGCUGGUCUGCACAGACUGAUACAGGCGUCACGCAUUAUCGCGCGGGUAUGACGCACGAUGAGGAGACUUUGAUCCCCAACAUCUUUCGUUACAUCAUCCCCUGGGAAGCUGAAUUUGUUGACUCCCAACGCGUGUGGACCGAGUACUCGCAAAAGCGUCUCGAAGCUAACCAACAGAACCGUCGUCUGACUCUUGAGGACCUGGAGGACAGCUGGGAUCGGGGUCUGCCUCGCAUCAACACCCUCUUCCAAAAGGACCGUAGCACUCUCAGUUUCGACAAGGGCUUCAGGGCCCGCGCCGAGUUCAAGAUCUACCAGCUGAUGAAGAGUAACCCAUUCUGGUGGACCAGUCAACGACACGAUGGCAAGCUAUGGAAUCUAAAUGCCUACCGAACUGAUGUCAUCCAAGCACUGGGUGGUGUUGAGACAAUCCUGGAGCAUACCCUGUUCAAGGCUACUGGCUUCCCAUCCUGGGAGGGUCUGUUCUGGGAGAAGGCUUUCGCUGUUGAGGAUGUCAAGGAAGGUGAUCUGCUUCUGGGACCGGACGGAGGUCCUCGUCGUGCGUUCAACAUUGUUUCUGGUCAAGAGCGUCUCUAUCGUAUCAUGAUGGAGAGUCUCGAAGAAGAUCUCGUGGUCACCCCGAACCACAUUCUCGUUCUUCACAAAUCCACAGGACCGGCUGAUGAUUACGAGACUGUCGAAAUGACAGCCGCUGAGUUUGCAGCGUUCUCUCCUCAAGAGAGGGCGCACUAUCGGCUCUUCAAAUGUUCUCUUCCCGAGCAAACCUCCGUCUCUCAGACACCCAGGUUUGAGAUAAAAAACAUUGCUCUCGAGCAGGACGUCACUGAAUGGGCAGGUUUCCGCGUCGACAAAGAUCAGCUCUACCUCCGCCACGACUACCUGGUGCUUCACAACAGUGGUUUCGAAGAGUCCAUGAAGUUCAAGAAGUUGACCAACGCGCAAAGAUCUGGUCUGAACCAGAUUCCCAACCGUCGCUUCACAUUGUGGUGGUCACCCACGAUCAACCGUGCCAAUGUCUACGUCGGUUUCCAAGUCCAACUGGAUCUGACUGGCAUCUUCUUGCACGGCAAGAUCCCAACCCUGAAGAUCUCGCUCAUUCAAAUCUUCCGUGCCCAUUUGUGGCAGAAGAUCCACGAGUCGGUGGUCAUGGACUUGUGUCAAGUCUUUGACCAGGAGCUCGAGUCCUUGGGUAUCGAGACUGUGCAGAAGGAGACCAUCCAUCCCAGAAAGUCAUACAAGAUGAACAGCUCUUGUGCGGACAUUCUGCUGUUUGCCAGCCACAAGUGGAAUGUGACCCGACCGUCAUUGCUUCACGAUACCAAGGAUGUGAUUGAGCCGACAACGACGAACAAAUUCUGGAUCGACGUGCAGCUGAGAUACGGCGACUACGAUUCUCACGACAUUGAACGAUACACGCGUGCCAAGUACCUGGACUACACGACCGACAGCGCCAGUAUCUACCCCUCCGCCACUGGUCUCAUGGUUGGCAUUGAUCUUGCCUACAACUUGUACUCUGCCUACGGAAUGUACUUCCCUGGCUUGAAGGUGCUCAUCCAGCAAGCCAUGGCCAAGAUCAUGAAGGCGAACCCUGCACUGUACGUUCUGCGCGAGCGUAUCCGCAAGGGUCUGCAGCUGUACGCCUCGGAGAGCAACCAGGAGUUCCUGAACUCGCAGAACUACUCGGAGCUGUUCAGCAACCAGACGCAGCUGUUCAUUGACGACACCAACGUGUACCGUGUGACCAUUCACAAGACCUUUGAGGGCAACUUGACGACCAAGCCUAUCAACGGUGCGAUCUUCAUCUUCAAUCCCCGCACCGGCCAGCUUUUCUUGAAAAUCAUCCACACCAGUGUCUGGGCCGGUCAGAAGCGUCUCGGUCAAUUGGCCAAGUGGAAGACUGCUGAGGAAGUUGCGGCACUGAUCCGGUCGCUACCCAUGGAGGAGCAGCCCAAGCAAUUGAUUGUCACCCGCAAGGGUCUGCUGGAUCCUCUCGAGGUGCACUUGCUCGACUUCCCCAACAUUUCCAUCCGCGCCUCGGAGCUGCAGCUGCCCUUCCAGGCGGCGAUGAAGGUGGAGAAGCUGGGCGACAUGAUCCUGCGCGCGACGGAGCCGCAGAUGGUUCUGUUCAACCUGUAUGACGACUGGCUCAAGAGCAUCUCAUCGUACACUGCGUUUUCGCGACUGAUUCUCAUCCUUCGCGCGCUGCACGUCAACCCGGACAAGACCAAGCUCAUUCUCCGUCCCGACAAGACGGUGAUCACCCAAGAGCACCAUAUCUGGCCGUCCUUGUCAGACGAGGACUGGAUCAAGGUCGAGACGCAGCUUCGUGAUCUGAUCCUGAACGACUAUGGCAAGAAGAACAAUGUCAACGUGUCGAGUCUGACGAGCAGUGAAGUCCGGGACAUUAUCCUGGGCAUGGAGAUCUCGGCGCCAUCCAUGCAACGGCAGCAAGCGACCGAAAUCGAGAAGCAGCAACAAGAGCAAGCACAGCUCACGGCGGUCACGACCAAGACGCAGAAUGUGCACGGAGAGGACAUUAUUGUGACCACGACGUCGCAGCAUGAGCAGCAGACCUUUGCAUCCAAGACGGAGUGGAGGACUCGAGCGAUAGCGACAUCCAACCUGCGGACGCGCGCCAAGAACAUCUACGUCUCGUCCGUCGACGACAGCGACGACAAUGACAUUACCUAUGUGAUGCCCAACAACAUCCUCAAGCGGUUCAUCACCAUUGCGGACCUGCGCACCCAGAUUGCCGGGUACCUGUACGGAUCGUCGCCACCGGACAACAAGGACGUGAAGGAAAUCAGGUGCAUCGUCAUGAUCCCGCAGAUCGGCGGGUUGCGCAACGUCCAGCUACCACAGCAGCUGCCGCAGAGCGAGUUCCUGCAGGACAUGGAACCUCUGGGGAUCAUCCACACGGUGUCUGGCAACGAGCUGCCGUACAUGUCGGCGGCGGACGUGACGGAGCACGCGCGCCUGCUGGACAGCCACAAGGAGUGGGACAAGACGAGCACGGCCACCGUGUCUGUUGCAUUCACGCCCGGUAGUGUGUCGCUGUCGGCGUGGGGUCUCACGCCGGACGGCUACAAGUGGGGGGCCGAGAACAAGGACAUUCAGAGCGACCAGCCGCAGGGGUUCUCGACGACGAUGGGGACGAAGCGGAAAUUGCUGCUGAGCCCCCGAUUCAAGGGGUUCUUCCUGGUGCCGACGGACGGGCGGUGGAACUACACGUUCAUGGGCAGCGCGUUUGACGGCAUGGUGAAGAAGCCCGUGCACGUCAAGCUGGACACGCCGCAGUCGUACUACAGCGACCAGCACAGGCCCAUUCAUUUCCAGAGCUUUGCCGAGCUGGAGGACAUUUGGGUCGACAGGCAGGACAACUUUGAGUAA